Kuraishia capsulata CBS 1993 is the source of this 2940-nucleotide messenger RNA. RefSeq lists its product as uncharacterized. Gene Ontology annotation, cellular component: cytosol. Bases 1 to 2940 code for a protein of 979 amino acids. NCBI's taxonomy places the organism in Eukaryota, Fungi, Ascomycota, Pichiomycetes, Pichiales, Pichiaceae. Gene Ontology annotation, biological process: cytoskeleton organization. The record is from RefSeq and is a predicted model, not a curated record. The transcript has a single exon.
AUGCCUGAGAUCUCACGAGAAGCUGCUCUAUUUGAGGAGGCUAACAUUGAAGAUAUUGGUGCUCAGCCAGAGCUGUUCCAAGCGAGGCGAAGAAGCUCUUCUCAUCGCGCGCACCAGAACCAAUCUCCAAAGGGCAAACAUAGUCCGGUAAGAAAUGGGGGCUCAUUUCCGGAUAAUAAUAACGAGGAGAUUGAGCCCGAGACUUUUCCGACUUCCAUAUGUGAUAACGAAGAGGUAAUCGCGGUGGAUGAGGAGGACCUACCGUUGGACCCAAAUGAGAUCUUGCCGUCCCCGGUUCCCAGUCCUAUGACAGCUGGUGAGGCCGAGGAUCAAAUCAACGAUUUCAACAUUGUAUUGGAAUACCCGGAGCUGGAGUAUGAGUAUACUGAUUCUGGGUUGCUUUCUGAGGAAAUCAGAGAUUGGUUCACGAGUUCUGAUAUGAGAUGCAUGACCAAGCUGAAGUUGAUAUCAGAGAAAUCGAGUGAUUUUGGAAAGUUUUAUGACCAGGGAGCUACAUCUCAGAAAAAUGCAUUGAAAAAUUGUCUCACCAGACUUUUGAAGAACCUCGAGUACCCCAAACGAGGUAGUUUUGGUCUUUUGCAAGAGCUUGUCUAUAUCUUAUAUUCUUCGCUUGGGAGUUACGGGAACAUAAAUGGAACAGACCAUCAAUUGGAGCGCAUAAGAAUGUUUGCGCCUUUACUUCUCACUGCUUACAAAAUUGAUGGCCAAUCUAAGUCAAUCCUCUCAGUUGUGGCUAAUGUUAUUCUUGAGAAGGCUGAUGCCAUUCUUGCAACUAUGGAUUCAUCUCCAGUUGAAGAUGGUCAGACCUGGGAUGACGAACUGUUUUAUUCGCUGACCAUCUUGUACAUAUCCAUUACAGUAUUUUUGGACUCAAAGGAUGAUAAUUUGGUGUCUGAGCAAAUGAGAGGGCUGUCGCAAAUACUGUCAACGUUGAACUUUUUGCCCAGGAUGUUAAGCAUUAUUGACAAGUGGAGGUGGUUGGCUUCGGACUCUGACGAAAAGAAGACGACAACACAGAAUGUGAGUACUCCUCAUAACAUCAGAAUACGAAACAUCCUGAUGCUUCUUUGGAAGUCGGUAUCAUUGUUGUUCGGGGACUCAAGAAGAUAUAAAGCCACAAAAGAGUUUUUAAAGGCAAGGCUGGAAACUGAUAAAACAUCUGAGAAAUGGGAGAAGAUCACACCUUUUGAUUAUCAUCUCUACAAGAAUGAGCUCAUUGCCAGAUACCCAUCGUUAAGGCCUCAAACAGUUGAGCUUCCAGCUCUCUUGAACAUGACUCUGGAGGAUCAGUCUCCGGAACCGUCAUCUCUUGAGACAACAACUCUCAGCAGAAGCAGCUCAAUGUCUUCAAUUGAGGUUGUGCAAUCAAUUUUGUUUAACCCACAGAUCGAGAAUGGAAAAAAAACUCCUAAUAAUGUCCCUGACAUACACAUCGCUACGCCGGCAACCUCCCCUAGGCUUGUACCAGCCCUUGGUGGGAGCUUUUCCAGCAACUCAUUGAACGAAGAAAACUUGAACGGGAGAUCAAAAAAGUUCUUUUUCACGAAUCCAUCGUUUCCAAACAUAUACCCUAUAGAUAUUGACGACCAGCUGCCCUAUAGCAUCCAGCAGGCUGGUGAGCUAUUCUUCUCCAAUGUGCGACAAGACAUUUACACUAAGCAAAUGAUUGCGACAUUGGAAGAAUUUCUUCAUGAAAGUCAGAUAACAAGCGACAAAAAUGCCAAAAAUGAGGUUGACAAGGGCAUUUGUGAUUUCUCCUCGGAGGACUUGAAAAAGAAUCCCCUUUUCGUUGAUGAGGUUACAUCUUUAAUGUAUGUGGAGGAAUUCUAUUCUCUUGGUCUGAAAAACCUGGACUCAUUGGUGGUUGUAUUCAUGAAGAUCAUGAGCUCAAAUGUUGAGAGAGUACCACAAUCUGAGAAGGAAAUCGAGAAGUUGAUAGAACUCCAGAAAAAGUCUGCCGCAGAACUUACAAAAAGGGAGAAGCAACAACUUGAAAUUCAAAAACUAAAGGAAAUAUCACUGAAGGCUACAUCUUCCACUGCAUUCAUGCUUCAGAAAUGGUUCAAGCUGUCUCACUUUUUGAAGUUUGAGUAUUUUAAUGGUUUACUUCUUGACAACGGUUUUUUCCCUACGUUACUCAGGUUCUUGAACUCAAAUUUCCAAAAAUCUCAGAUAUCCUCUUCCUUGGAUUACGGAGAUGAUCUCGAAUCCACCAACAAGACGGUUUACUGCAGCUACGAGAAGCUUUCCGAGUUCAAAGAUUACGACUUUUUUAAGCAGUCGUUGGCUUUAUCUUCAUGCUCAAGUGGAGCUUCCAAUACAUUACCUGUUGAUGAUGAGCAGCCAGAUGAUGGUAUCGAGAGUGGAGUGCGGUUUACAGGAGGUGUUUUCGCGCCUUUUGGCUUCAAACGGGAGAAAAUCAGCAAGAUAAAUCGGAGGCACUGCUUCAUUUUGACCAACCUGUUCCACUCGCUGUACAUGACAAUUUCGAAGAAUAAGAUAAGACAGACGAUUGAGUUUUUGGAGACUCGGCCAUCUGAGACUCUGAGAUUUUACUUGAGCUUCUACAAUGUUCACCUGUACAAGCCAAUAUUGAAGAUCAUCAAACUCAUUAUUCCGUUCAAUGGCAAGAAAUGGAGAUCCAAUAACAUGGACCUUAUAUCGUAUGUUUAUCUGUUCGAAAAAAUUGGUCUCAAGGAUGGGUGGCUGUCAAACGCAAUACCGGCUGGGGCUACUGACCGUAUUCGAAAAGCAUGCGACCAGGAGUAUGCCCUGAGAUCGCUUGUUCGUUUUUAUCAUUUGUCGCACUACGGACACGAAUUCUCGGCGAGUCCACUCGAAUAUAACCGGGACGACGAGUUUUUCCAAGAGGAGCUGGGGAAGGUGCUAAUGGAAGACUUUGAGGGUCUCAAUAUAUGA